Messenger RNA from Pelobates cultripes (western spadefoot toad), 360 nucleotides. The record is from the annotation of a GenBank genome assembly. Lineage: Eukaryota; Metazoa; Chordata; Amphibia; Anura; Pelobatidae.
AUGCCUUUCUUCCAGAGCCCGAAGACUGGGAGACCGAAACGCAAGUCUCGGGCCUACUUACCAGCGGCCUACCGUGACCUCGAUUUCCUCCCCAGCGGGACUCCUGAGCAGAGGGGCCCUGAAUUAACAAAGAGACCUACCUCCCCCGGUAACAAGACUCCAGUAAAUAUGGGGCGACGCACGCAAAAACCAGGUCCCUCAGCUGAGCAUUCAGACAUUGGAGCUAUGCUCCAGAGGCAGGCACCACCAAAGAUGGCCACCGCGGAGGCCCCAGUCACACCAUCACCACCCCACGCGGGGGCCCAUCCUCCCAAUCAGCCCAGACCAGACCCAAUUGCCAUCACUGGUGACACCAGAUGA